Messenger RNA from Emiliania huxleyi CCMP1516, 713 nucleotides. RefSeq lists its product as hypothetical. NCBI's taxonomy places the organism in Eukaryota, Haptophyta, Isochrysidales, Noelaerhabdaceae. Gene Ontology annotation, cellular component: cytosolic large ribosomal subunit; ribosome. The record is from RefSeq and is a predicted model, not a curated record. Bases 34 to 531 code for a protein of 165 amino acids. The transcript has 2 exons. Gene Ontology annotation, molecular function: structural constituent of ribosome. Gene Ontology annotation, biological process: translation.
CCCAGAAGCCUCUCUCUCCGCCCAGCAAGCAGCAUGCUCUGCCAGCUCCUCGCAGUCUCCGCCGUCGGCUUCAUGGCUCCCGCCGUCAGCCGAGUGGGCACCUCGCGCGUUGCUGCGGCGCCCGUGAUGUCUGCCGUCGAUGAGGUGAUGGACAAGCUCAAGUCGAUGACCCUGCUGGAGGCGGCGGAGCUCGUGAAGGCGAUCGAGGAGACCUUCGACGUCGACGCCUCGGCCGCCGCCGGUGGCGGCAUGAUGAUGGCGAUGCCGGCGGGCGGCGCGGCGGGCGGCGAGGCGGGCGCUGCGGCUGCUGAGGAGAAGACGGAGUUUGACCUGGUGCUUGACUCGUUCCCGGCGGACAAGAAGAUCGCGGUGCUCAAGGUUGUGCGCGAGCUGACGGGCCUCGGCCUGAAGGAGGCGAAGGAGAAGGUCGAGAGCGCGCCGUGCCCGAUCAAGGAGGGCGCGCCCAAGGCGGAGUGCGAGGAGGCCGUCAAGAAGCUCGAGGAGCUCGGCGCCAAGGCGGUGCUCAAGUAGAGCGCCACCGACCUCUAUUUUCACCUUUAGCCCCUCACCGGGUCACCGCCUGGCGACGCGUGCUCUUGACAGUCACGUGAGUCCGGCGCUGACUGCUUUGCUGCCUCUGCUUGCGUGUGCGUGAGUUACGAUACCACGAGUAUAUUUGGGCCAACUCUUCCAGUCGCACAGCGCUCAAAAGA